This is a messenger RNA of Lipotes vexillifer (Yangtze River dolphin), 1976 nucleotides long. It is a transcript of the gene ENOPH1, whose product is annotated as enolase-phosphatase 1. Bases 208 to 993 code for a protein of 261 amino acids. The record is from RefSeq and is a predicted model, not a curated record. Gene Ontology annotation, molecular function: magnesium ion binding; acireductone synthase activity. The transcript has 6 exons. Lineage: Eukaryota; Metazoa; Chordata; Mammalia; Artiodactyla; Lipotidae.
AGUUCAAGGUCCCUGUGCUGCUGGUUUCUCUAUUUUCAGGGGCCCCGACGUGUCCUCUCCGCCUCGUGCGUCAGGCCGCGCGCAGUUGUGCGCUCCGGGACUCUUUUCGGGGCUGUCGGAAGCCCAGCAGUUUGCUGGGCGCAGCCGGCACGGCCCUCCGCCCUCCCUACCAGUAGGCCGAUUCUCGUAGUAGCAGCCGGUGGGGAAAUGGUUGUGCUUUCGGUGCCUGCCGAAGUCACUGUGAUCCUGUUAGAUAUCGAAGGUACCACAACCCCGAUUGCUUUCGUGAAGGACAUUUUAUUUCCUUACAUCAAAGAAAAUGUUAAAGAGUAUCUGCAGACACAUUGGGAAGAAGAGGAGUGCCAGCAGGAUAUCAGUCUUUUGAGGAAACAGGCUGAAGAGGACUCCCACCUGGAUGGGGCUGUUCCGAUCCCAGCAGCAUCCGGAAAUGGGGCGGAUGACCUGCAGCGGAUGAUCCAGGCCGUGGUAGAUAAUGUGUGCUGGCAGAUGUCUCUGGACCGGAAGACCACGGCGCUGAAACAGCUGCAGGGCCACAUGUGGAGGGCGGCAUUCAAAGCUGGGAGCAUGAAAGCAGAGUUCUUUGAAGACGUGGUUCCAGCAGUCAGGAAAUGGAGAGAGGCUGGAAUGAAGGUGUAUAUCUAUUCUUCAGGGAGCGUAGAGGCACAGAAACUGUUAUUUGGGCAUUCUACAGAGGGAGAUAUUCUUGAGCUUGUGGACGGUCACUUUGAUACCAAGAUUGGACACAAAGUGGAGAGUGAGAGUUACCGAAAGAUUGCCAGCAGCAUUGGGUGCUCAACCAACAACAUCUUGUUUCUGACGGACGUUACCCGAGAGGCCAGCGCUGCUGAGGAAGCUGACGUGCAUGUAGCUGUGGUGGUGAGACCUGGCAAUGCGGGGUUAACAGAUGAUGAGAAGACUUACUUCAGCCUCAUCACGUCCUUCAGUGAACUGUACCUGCCUUCCUCAACCUAGAGGAGGAGUUCUAAGGAAGACCAAACUGUCUUCACAGAGUUGUCCCUGUAGUCUAGUUUUAUUCUAAUGGUAAAAAUAACUUACUUAAAAAAUACAUAUAUACACAUACAUAAGGUAGGUAUGUAAGUGUGUGUAUGUUCAAAUUACCUUUCACAAGCACGUAAGUGGGAAAAGGAAUCUCAGUUCAGAGGAAAGGAAACUUAUUUAAAGAUGAUGCUUUAUAUGUAGAAAUUGUUUGAAACCACAGCUCUAACCAUUAUUGAGGGUGAAAUAUAGUUGAUAGAAGAAAUUACUACUAUACAGGUCAAAUGUGUUAUGUUUAUCAAGUCAUGUACCAAAAUAGAAAGGUAGGUUUGAGAAGUUACUCAGAAGCCUGGUUAUUUUAAAAACUAGAAGUAUUUCAAAGACAUUCCUAGUAAUAAUCUACUCCUCUUUUAAAUUGUGAGUUAGAAGAUUACAGCAACUGAAUUUCAAGCUAUUAGCCUCCCUGUUUACAAAUGACAAAGCUAUUUGUUUCUGCUUCAAAAGAGAGCAAAGUUGGGAAAGGAAACUCAAUUUGAGUCUUGAUUAAUCAUACAUCUGUUACUUAAGAAACUUGCUAAUCAUUGUGGUACCCACAGCAAGCAGUUGCCUUACCAGUGAAAAAGAUGCACUAAUGUAAUAGCUAAAAUAGAAAUGUGCUUCCUAAUGUUUAACAAAACAGUCCUAAUCCUGCCACUUAUCACAGAUUUCAGAGUUAACCUUGCUAACUACUUCUUAGCACAGUUUGAGAACAUAUGUUAAUUGCUGUUUACUAUUAAAAAACAAAAGGUUUGCUGAAAUUUGUCCAUAAGACCUAGAAGAGCCCUAAUAUCUAAUAUUUUCUCUGAAAUGGAUGUGAGAAAUGUAAAUUUUAUAACAGCAUUAUUUAUCCUAGUUCAGCCUAAUAGGAUGUCAUGUCAAUUUCCUGUGGUAAUUAAUAAAAACAUUUUCUUCUUUACUCA